This is a messenger RNA of Lingula anatina, 1744 nucleotides long. Its product is annotated as activating signal cointegrator 1-like. The record is from RefSeq and is a predicted model, not a curated record. Gene Ontology annotation, cellular component: RQC-trigger complex; nucleus. NCBI's taxonomy places the organism in Eukaryota, Metazoa, Brachiopoda, Lingulata, Lingulida, Lingulidae. Gene Ontology annotation, molecular function: zinc ion binding. Gene Ontology annotation, biological process: rescue of stalled cytosolic ribosome.
UCCAAAAUGUCUGCGCCCAUAGUUCAUUGGAUUUGUCGUGAGCUGUCUCAAUUAUUAGGUUUUGAGGCGACAGAAGACAUAGCAAGGUAUAUUUUAGCUAUAGAAAAUGCCAGAGACCUUGAAGAAUAUAUGCUUGAGCUACUUGAUGGUACAGAUCCAAAGAACAGAAAGUUCAUCAAUGAACUGCUGAAAAAGUCUCAUCCAUCAGUACAGGUGCCAGAUAAUGUUCAGGUUUAUAAGAAAAAUUCAAGUGAAAAUGACUUUCAUCAAGCACCAGAAAAAUCUAAAAGCAAAAAGAAAAACAGGGAUAAACAAAUAGUGGACCAGCCAAAGGAUUUAAAACCAGAAAGUGUGGAAAAUAGUGCCAAAUAUUCUGAUGGAACUGCGGGAAAGAAUAAGCAAAAAUUUGUGCCACUGUACAGUCAAGAAGGUCAAGACCGAAUGACUGUUAAAAUUUCAGGACGUCAUGUUUGUGAAUGCCAAGCAGCCAAGCACAAGUUAAUUAACAACUGUGUCCACUGUGGGCGAGUAGUAUGCGACCAGGAAGGGUCAGGCCCUUGUCUGUUUUGUGGACACCUGGUCUGUACAAAGGAAGAGGAAGAGAUUUUGUCUAGAGGUUCCAAAAAAAGUGAAAAACUACGUCAGUUUUUGCUUAGAGACCAAAGUGAUGCCAGUGAUGGGAGCAAAGAAAUAUUUCGCCACACUCAACCUAAUGCUAAGUCAAAAUUUGAUGCUGCUUUGCAACACAAAGCUAAACUGCUAGAAUAUGAUAGAACAAGUGCAAAAAGGACACAGGUUAUUGAUGACCAAUCAGACUAUUAUUCAGUAGAUACCCAAUGGCUGUCUAAAGACGAAAAAAAGAAAUUGGCAAAAAGAGAAGAGGAAAUUAGACAGUUACGACAUGGCUCUAGGCUGGACAGGAAGAUCACCUUUGAUUUUGCCGGAAGGAGAGUUUUGGAUGCGGAGAUGGACAAUACAGUCACUGGGAGGGAAGAUGCUGUGGUUCAGGAAAUUUAUUAUGGUGCUAAGCCUAAGCAACCUCUCCAUAAACAGCCACUUAAUCAGUCUAGUCUCAUUAACCCUCACAUUGGACAGGUAGCUCCAAAGUUCGUAGCAACAGAAGUGCCAGACAGGGUGCCAGCCUCAUCAGAUAUAACCAACAAACCUGUGGACAAACGCUCAGGAGUGAGACUCCAGGAUCGUGAACUCCAGGAGAUGUCAGAUGAGGGAAUGUGUCUCAGCAUGCACCAGCCCUGGGCCUCUUUACUUGUCCAAGGAAUAAAAAUGCAUGAGGGACGGAGCUGGUAUUCCCCCCAUAGAGGACGCCUGUGGAUAGCUGCUACUUCAAAAAGUCCAGAACCAGAAGUUAUAGCCACACUAGAACAGGAGUAUAGAUUACAGUAUCAAAAUUGUACUUUAAAUUUCCCUAAAAUGUACCCCACUGGCUGUUUGCUAGGCUGUGUUGAUGUGCAGGAUGUAUUACCACAGGACCAAUAUAGAGAAAAAUUCCCAGACGGAGAAUCCUCAUCACCGUAUGUAUUCAUUUGUGAGUCUCCACAGGAAUUAGUGCUUAAAUUUCCAAUCAAGGGAAAGCAUAAAAUUUAUAAAUUAGAGGCAAACAUACACCAAGCUGCCAAGAAAGGACUAAAGCAGGUUGCUACCAUCACUAAGUAAGGCUGAGGAAUAAUGUGACAGAUGGGAUCUGAAGGUGAACUUGGCAGUGUUUUCAGGCUUUGGCUUUCAC